CUUUUAGUUAUGCAUUCCCUGUUACAUUUAGAAGGAAGCACUGGUGUUAAGUUCUAACUAGAUUUGCAUCUGGCUCCCACUUAAUUUGUUUUUCUCUAAUUUGCAUGUCAUGUGGGUUUCGGCUGUGUAAAUUCAUGGUAAUAUUAAUAGUCAUGACUGCAGUAGGAGGUUAGUUUCCACUCUUUUCUCAACUAUAAACCUAAAAGCAGUUUGAAUAAAAAUGAACUAAGUUUCUAGAAGUGUUUAUAUUAUUGGCCUCGUAGAACCAUUCAAUGUUAAACCACAAGUCUUGAAAAUGGCUAGUAGCAUAACCUCCCCCAUGUCUUGGCCAUUUGCACUAAUGGCUAGUAGCCACCCGUGAUUUAUCUCCUCCGUGUUGGCCUAGGGACGGGUUGGCGGGAGCGUUGGGGGUGAGCGAAUCGCCUUUUACCACACAAGUCUUGAAAAUUUAAGGAACACCCAAUCUGAUGUGUUGCUUGCUCGUAGUAUCAGGAUAGUCUGCAAUCAAGUUCAUGUAGGAUGAGUAUUCUCAAGUUUCAUUCAAAAUAAAUAAUAACGCAAUUGAAAGUUGAAGCAUAUCAAUUAAGAAAAUAUAGAAUUAAGGGAUCAUCUCCAAAAACUAUAUUUUGAGUCAUUAGUUGCUCAUGACAGAAGGGGAGCCUUGGCGCAACGGUAAAGUUGUUGUCAUGUGACUAAAAAGGUCACGGGUUCGAAUCCUGGAAACAGCCUCUUGCAAAAAGCAAGGUAAGACUGCGUACAAUGGAUCCUUCCCCGGGACCCGCAUGACGGGAGCUUCGUGCACCGGAUUGCAUGACAAGGGACCUGAAAAUUCAUACUUGGUCCCCCCUCAUGUAGCUGAUUAGUUCAUCUUUGUGGAUAGUUUAUAAAACAAUGGUGAGGAGCAGUUCAACUGGUACCUAGACUUCCUAUUGUGUCAUAGCAUGGCCUAAAGUUAUUGGAUGCAGUGGCAGCGUCUUCUAUUUAAUUUCCUAGUACAUUUUGUAUGGACUGAUCUAGAGCCAGCUAUGCUUUUUCUAAAAUCUUCAACUAUCUUUUACUGAUACUUUGAUGGUUUUAACAGAAUAGUGUCGUUUGUAGUACUCACACCGCAUUCACUACAAAUAGGACAGGACUGGAGUUAUUAGAACGGUGGAAAUGACCAAAAACAGUUAUUGUAGAGAACCUUGAAACAGAACUAAGUACGAAGAUAUUCACCUCACCUUUCUUCUCUGUAUAGUUUGCACUCGCCUUCUUAUUUUUUUUUUGACGACAGCCUACACUAUAUCUCAUUGCGUAUGGAUGUUGUACUUCCAAAUCGAUACUGGUUUUAACUGCUGCUCAUCCCUUACAGGAGAUGCCUUUACUGAGGCAUAUCAUUGUCAUAUUCAUCAUGAUUUCUGUUUUGAUGUGUCAUCAAUUUUGAUUAGUUAACUAGGACGGACAGAUGAUGGUGGUCCAGUGCAGGCUACGUGGAGGAAAUGUAGAAAUGAAUCUAUCAGUCUGGCAGCCCAUGCUUUUGGUCUGUUCCAUGCUGUUCUUCAUGGACAUAACACUGCAAGAACAGCUGGUUUGGAUGUCAAUUUAUGCAAGUGAAGAAGGCCAAAAUUAUCUUAUGUUUUCUCGUCUCUUCGGAUCAUUGUAACAACAGACUUAAUCUAUGGAUGCUGUUACAGUAAGUAGCACUUCUAGAGUUUAGUACUCAGCACUGCAGUCUACUACUUUGUUACCGCCCAUCAGCAGUAGAAAAGGCUAUUUGUGUUCUCUCAGAUAGGCUGCAAGAACAACUGAACAAGUUCCAUGUUGGUAAGAAACACAUCUAAUAAGCAAGGUUGAUGUCUCACCAAGCAGCCAGACCACCUACACAGUGAGAGGAUACCAAUUAACUUGCGGAUAAAGACUGACAAGGUUCUUGGUUCAUAGAUUUUCACUUUUGAUAGCAAGAUUCCGAGAAUGUGUCCUAUUUCUCACCUUGAUGUAUCGAAAACGAAAGGAAAUGGUUCUCAUCCUCAAAAGAGUUGUCAUGUGAUUGCCCACAUUGCUGAGGGUGUGGUUGAGGUUGAAGGCAAUGCCAGGUAUACAGCAUUACAUGUACAAACUGUGUCAGGUAAGUCAAUGUCAAUACCCAUACCACGUGUGAAGGAUGAGUGCUUUAAUGUGAAAGAAUAAAGAUGUGGAUUUGGACUAUCCCAUGCUAUCUAUUAUUCUCGUGGAAGGUUGACUUGGCUUCUCUAUUAAUGCAACACCUAAUCCUCCUAGUUUUUUUUUAUAUGUAUAUCGUUCUCACUGUGUUUUUUUCCCUCUCUUCAAGGCCGCCAUGAGUUUCCUGAGCAUGGUGGAGGCAGAGCUUCCUCCAGGGUUCAGGUUCCAUCCAAGGGAUGACGAGCUCAUCUGCGACUACCUUGCAGUCAAGCGCGCUGGGAACCAUGGCUGUCCUAUGAUGGUGGAUGUCGAUCCCAAUAAGUGCGAGCCAUGGGAUUUCCCUGCUACUGCAUUUGUGGGGGGCAAUGAAUGGUACUUCUUUAGCCUUCUAGAUCGAAAAUAUGCAACCGGGCAGAGAAAGAACAGGGCGACCGUGUCAGGCUACUGGAAGGCCACCGGGAAGGAUAGAUCAGUGACCCGGAAUAAUGUGCUGGUGGGUAUGAGGAAGACUUUGGUUUUCUAUCAAGGAAGAGCUCCCAAGGGGACAAAGACAGAAUGGGUCAUGCAUGAAUAUCGCAUGGAAGAUUAUGCUGCCGCAACCCAAAAGAUGCUGCCUUUCAAGGAAGAUUGGGUCCUCUGCAGAGUGUUCUACAAGGGAAGGGAGAUGUCUGCCAAGGCAAACAAGGAGACUAGCCAAGAUGAUCAAGGCUCUAUGCCCCUCCCACCUCUCCUUGACUACACCACCACUGACCAAACCCCAUUUAACUUGAAAGGGUUUGAGCAGGUGCCCUGCUUCUCCAGCAUAACUCCAAGCCGCACGCCUCACGUCCCAACCGUAAUGCCACACCUGCCUAACUUGAGCUCUGGACUGAACCAGUUCACCGGUGACAGAAAGCUCAUGAAGUCAGUAGUGAGCCAUCUCGGCAAGCUGGAAGGUGACCCAAAGCAAAGGAUGGCAAAGGACUUAGUAUCUGAAGAGUGUUUGGGGGGUUGCUCAGCACAGGGUGAUCUGCCACCUGCUUGGGUUCCUUUUGGAGAUAUCAUGAAGUUGCAGUGGAAUUACUAGAACAUGAUGCCCACUAUAUUUACAUGCACCCACUACAGUUCAUAUAAUUAGUGCGAUGAGAUUUGGUGCUUUUGAAACGGUUUUAUAUUCUUGGUUGCUAUAAUGAGAAGUUAUGUUAUGGUGGAUAGGCCUGAGGGGAUUUGAGAACAUGUUAAUGAAUACAGAGUGUCAGAGUGUGACAGUGAUGUCGAUAGCUAAUGGAAUAAGAUGGAAGCUGAUGCAGAAAGCCAAUGUGAUUUGCUUA
This is a messenger RNA of Zingiber officinale, 3449 nucleotides long. Its product is annotated as NAC domain-containing protein 21/22-like. Gene Ontology annotation, biological process: regulation of DNA-templated transcription. The record is from RefSeq and is a predicted model, not a curated record. Gene Ontology annotation, molecular function: DNA binding. Bases 2315 to 3205 code for a protein of 296 amino acids. NCBI's taxonomy places the organism in Eukaryota, Viridiplantae, Streptophyta, Magnoliopsida, Zingiberales, Zingiberaceae. The transcript has 5 exons.